CUGUGACGUCGGGACGCCGCCAGAGGUUUGCCUGCUCUCUCCGGCACGUGCGCCAAGUGAGAGCACGUGAGGAAAAACGUGUCUCGAAUUCAGAGCAUAUCAUUUUGACAUUUUGUUAUUCUUAUCAAGAUUACUAUCAUCAAACGAUAAAAUCUCCAGUUGGUAGCUUGGUUGUUUCUACUCGGUUGCUAGGUGACUUGGCGAGUGACACUCGUCAAAUGAAUAUGCAAAUGAGACAGCGGUGACGGGCUAAUUAACGCGAAGCUAAUAAUAACCCACAUGGUGGUGGGUGAAACCGUAAUAAAAGUGGCCUUUUUUUAUUUUAUUUUUUUUAAUAACGUUCCCGUCGUUCUGUUUUCGAUUGUGUCGUCAUCACUGAAUGCUAAGCUAAAUUAGAGCUAGCUAAUGAGGGUAACAGAGCGCAUGUCCUCCCCCUCCCUCCCUCCUCUCAUCCAUCCAUCCCUCGCUCCUCUUCCCAACAUCCCUCAUCGUCAUUCUUCCAUUCGGAGUCAUCCGAGUGCCUCCAAAGUGUUCUUGGACUAGGAUCCGACCCGGUUCGUUCUCAUCGUGAUGACGCAAGUGGUUCCGACUCGUCCGGCUGCUUUGACAGCUCUGGCCCCUCCUCCUGCAACCCCGCUGACCAAUAGGAUGGCAUCGCCUUGUCAGUCGCCCGCCGGUCACAGGAGCCCCACAGAGCUGUCGAUGGUGCCGCGGGACAAAGAUUGUUGCGCACAGAAGCAGCGAGAGCGUGUGACGGCGGCGCCGAGGCGCAAGGAUCAGCAGCGCCGCCUGCCGGCCGAGGAAAAGCAACAGCGGCGGCAGCAGCAGGAGGCCGAGAAGGAGAGGCUGGAGGCCCUGGUGCGCCGGAGAGCCGGGUGCGGCGGCGCCGAGCGCCGGGGAGGAGGAGAGGCCCACGAGCAGCUGGACAACAGGCCCAAGCGAUGGACGUGGGGGGGGCCGCCGGAUGGUGUGGGGGGUAACACUAAGACCCCGCCCUGCCACGCCUUUGGCUCCGCUCAGCCCAAUCGGCUCCCCGCUGCUUCCAGCACCCACCAAACCCGUAACGCCUGUGAAUUCUUGGCCCCGCCCACCCCGUCCGAUCAGCCAAUGAGCAAGCAGCUGUCCAACUCGUCCGCUGCCCUCCACUCCCCAGAGACAGCUUCUUCCAACAAGCACAGAGCUCACAGAAGUUCCUCCAACCGCAGAAGCGUCGCCGCAUUCCCCGAGGAGACGUCUCGAGCUGGAACGCCCACGGGAGAGGCUCCUGCUGCACCUGUUCGCAAUUCCUCCUUCAGAGCGAACAGUAAAGGUCCUGCUACGCCAAAAAGGGUGCGAGCGAGCAGAAGUCGGGCUCAGUCGCCCUGCUCGCCGGGUCAGUACCCGCCCUCCCCUCUCCGGCAGAGGGCCACCACUCCCGGCGGCGACGACAGGGCUCACCACGGCACCUUGGACAGGAAGUCUGGCAAAUGUGAAAGCUCCGACAAGAAGAUCCAUAAAUCUACCAGCCGAGAAUUGUGUGCAGAGUCCCCGGGAACGCCGACGGGCCGCAGCGUAGGCGGCACCAUGGACGCCGAGGAGGCAUCGCGACUGCUGGCCGAGCGCCGCCGCCUGGCUCGGAUACAGAAGGAGCAGGAGGAACGGCAGCGGCGGGAGGAGGAGCUGCUGCGAGCCGAGGAGGAGCGCAGGAGGCAGCAGGAGGCCCGGGAGCUUCAGGAGAGCGCGGCACAGCAGGCGGAGGAGGAGCGAGCCCAGCGCGAGGAGGAGAGGAAGAGCAGAGAGGAGGAGGAGCGCCGGCAGAAGGAGCAGCGAUGGAAGAACAUGCAGGAGCAGCUGGACAAGGAGAGGGAGGAGGCCUUCCAGCGAGCCCAGAGAGAAGCUGAGAGGAAGAGGAGGGAACGGGAGCAGCUUCACAUCCAGGAGGAGCAGGAGAGGCAGCAGAGGAAGAAGAGAAUUGAGGAAAUCAUGAAAAGAACACGCAAGAGUGACGUGGAAGCUCCGCCCGCUGCUGGAGCGUGCGACGUGAGGUCCGAAAUGGCGGCGCUCGUCCUGGAGGAGGACGCCCCGACUCCCGCCGAGGCUCCCGUCAUCCUGCUGGGCCCCCUGGAGAACAAGAGCUGCGUGGACGAACUGUCAGACGGCGUCCAGUCUAUGGACGUCAGUCCAGUGUCUAGGGACGAGCCGGCCAGCGCUCAGGAGUUUUCGCCGGUGACGGGCGGGCACGGCGUCGGAUCUGGCGAGGUGGACGUGUAACCUGCUGGACGUGGACGCGCAGGAGAUUUGCAUCCUCGGCUUCUCGACUGAAUGCAGCAGCGAUCGUCAUUUUCUCUCCAGAAAGAGCCACUGCUCAUCAGCGUUCAACCCGAUGGCUCCCCGAAAACUUCCCAAAAUGAGCACACGUAGCUUCUUCAGUAACUCCAAACUUCACUGGUUGAUUUAGCGAUUGAAUGAUGACACGUCGCAAUUUGCCAAUUUGUAAUGUUUGUUAACAACGGGGGCCGGGAUACUUUCGGGUGGCAGAAGGCGAGGAAAACGG
Molecule: messenger RNA, 2533 nt
Organism: Hippocampus comes (tiger tail seahorse)
Lineage: Eukaryota; Metazoa; Chordata; Actinopteri; Syngnathiformes; Syngnathidae
Product: MAP7 domain-containing protein 2-like
Exons: 16
Coding region: 571-2250 (559 amino acids)
Biological process (GO): microtubule cytoskeleton organization
Cellular component (GO): microtubule cytoskeleton
Source: RefSeq, a predicted model, not a curated record